UCGUCCACGUGUCUUGACCUCUUUGAAGACUCAAUCUUCAGACUCCAAUAAUGGCGGACCACUCGCUCUCUCUCAAGAAUGAAGGGACUGUGGCGACUUCCCAACUGUUUGUUACCGAAUAUUUUUCUGAAUUUCGGAGCCUAAAGUUCGCUCCUUUCAAUCUUCAGGCGCCAAAAAAUGCCUUUCAAAAUCCUCCAUCGUCCUUCUUCAAUCACUGCUCAAAUCCAGAACCAGAACCCCAAAAUUCCCAUACCACUCGCUCGCCCUUCCUUUCCAUUCACCUACCAAUCUCUCUCCUGCCCCGCCAUUCGCCUCCGUUCCUCUUUCUCCACUUCAUCUAUCGAUGUGCCGUCGCGGGUCAGCCGCCGAUUUGUGGUUACUGGCGAUGGCCGCGAGAUUGAGAGCGAAAUCGCCGUUGAAGUUCAAGAAAACGAACAAUUACUGGGGAGUAGUAAUAGAGAAGAAUUGGGGAGCCAGGGGUUGUGGCGUCAGAUGAAGGAGAUUGUGACGUUUACUGGGCCCGCCAUUGGAUUGUGGAUUUGUGGACCAUUGAUGAGUCUCAUUGACACCGCGGUUAUUGGCCAGGGAAGCGCCGUUGAGCUUGCUGCUUUAGGCCCAGCGACAGUUUUAUGUGAUUAUACAAGUUAUGUGUUCAUGUUUCUUAGUAUUGCAACUUCAAAUAUGGUAGCCACAGCCCUUGCCAAACAGGAUAAAGACGAAGUGCAACAUCACAUAUCUGUACUGCUGUUCGUUGGGUUGAUAUCUGGUUUCUUGAUGCUUUUAGCUACCAAACUAUUGGGUUCAGUAGCGCUAACUGCUUUUGCGGGGACAAAGAAUGCAGACAUCAUACCUGCAGCAAACACAUAUGUUCAGAUUCGAGGUUUGGCAUGGCCUGCAAUUCUCACUGGAUGGGUUGCUCAGAGUGCAAGUCUUGGCAUGAAAGAUUCCUGGGGACCUCUGAAGGCUUUGGCAGUUGCAAGUAUUGUAAAUGGCAUAGGUGAUGUGGUCCUCUGCAUGUUUUUGGGCUAUGGUAUUGCUGGUGCUGCAUGGGCAACUAUGGCAUCACAGGUUAUUGCGGCUUAUAUGAUGAUAGAAACACUGAACAAGAAAGGAUACCAUGGAUAUUCUCUAUCUGUUCCCUCGCCCGGUGAAUUUUUGUCAAUACUUGGACUUGCUGCUCCUGUUUUUAUAACAAUGAUGUCAAAGGUGGUUUUCUAUUCUCUCCUCAUCUAUUAUGCUACGUCUAUGGGCACACACACCAUGGCUGCUCAUCAGGUCAUGAUUCAAACGUUCUGUAUGUGUACCGUAUGGGGUGAACCUCUUUCCCAAACUGCUCAGUCAUUUAUGCCUGGAUUGAUACAUGGAGUGAAUCCUAGUUUGGAUAAGGCUCGGAUGCUGCUCAAGUCACUCUUGAUCAUAGGAGCUAUAUUUGGUUUGGUAUUAGGGACUAUUGGAACAUCAGUUCCUUGGUUAUUCCCCAAUCUCUUCACACCUGAAGAGAAGAUUAUUCAGGAGAUGCACAAAGUGUUGAUUCCAUAUUUCUUGGCGCUAGUCAUAACACCCCCAACUCAUAGCUUAGAAGGGACAUUAUUGGCUGGACGAGACCUAAAAUUUAUUAGUUUGUCAAUGACUGGAUGCCUUUGUCUUGGUGCCAUUGUGUUACUGGCUAUUUGCAGUAGGGGUUAUGGUUUGGCAGGCUGCUGGUACGCCCUCGUCGGAUUUCAAUGGGCUCGGUUUAUUAUCGCUCUUCGGCGGGUUCUCUCUCCCAAUGGAGUGCUCUACUCCAGUGAUUUGAGUCAUUAUAAACUGGAAAAGCAAAAAGCUGCAUAGGUGAUAGUCCAUGUGAGCUUGCAGUAGAUAUGAUUCAACACCUUUUCGAUGUCUUCGUCAUCCGAGGUUGCAGGAAUGGAUUGGAACCAAAAGUUUCUGUAGGCAGCUUAAGACACAGUGUUACAUAAAGAAGCAAGAAGCAUAUGAUUUCACAAGCAGGUUUUGAAGGUUCUGCUCAUUGGAUGAAGCUAAAACAAAAGACAGAGCAACUUUAUCUUAAAAGAGUGUGAAGCCAUAUUCUGUGUUUCUUAAAAGUUAAAAGAGUGCUGGCUUUUAGGUUGUAUUUUCUGUCAGAAUUCUUUUAAUGUUGUAUCUUGCAAGGCCAUAUCUAAAUUAUAAAUGCUAAAUAUAUGCAUAUGAUACAUUCUUGUUU
This is a messenger RNA of Momordica charantia (bitter melon), 2203 nucleotides long. Its product is annotated as MATE efflux family protein. NCBI's taxonomy places the organism in Eukaryota, Viridiplantae, Streptophyta, Magnoliopsida, Cucurbitales, Cucurbitaceae. The record is from RefSeq and is a predicted model, not a curated record. Gene Ontology annotation, biological process: transmembrane transport. Gene Ontology annotation, cellular component: membrane. Gene Ontology annotation, molecular function: xenobiotic transmembrane transporter activity; antiporter activity.